GACGGAGAUGGAGAGAAAGCCUUGGCCUCACCACAUUCCACGGUGGUUACAAUGAGUUACAACAUGACAAAAAGAAGGAACCAAAAGGAGAGGAGAAGAACUGGACUGGCGUGAGCAGCAUCUGGGAAUUCCAGGCAAGCAUGAUCGAAGCUACGCAGCAGGGUGGUGAUAUCGUUUCUCGGGAAGUGCCGUACUAUCUCGAAGAUGCAUUGCUCGGUUUGCGAGGGAGCCCGGGAGACUCCAAGACGAGAGAGGGUGGCGCUUCCUCGUCUCAUAGGCUGAUCAGUGAUUCGGAGAAACGAGUUCAGUUGUUGAAGAAGUUCUUGGUCAGCGAGAGCUGUGUGUUGACUGGCUCCUCGCUGUUUUGGCUCGUGCUCAGCGCAAUCUUCCACUGUGUCCCGGCGCAGGUGGUGGAAGUAUCCAGGGUGUUGACAGGGAAGUCGUGGCAUUCCCUCCAGCUGGAGGUCAGCGAAAGCUUGAAACACGACCUUCCAGCCAGACAGUGGAUCAUGUCCACUAUGCCCUUUGUCUUUGCACAGGUGAUCUUCCGCAUGUACUUCGAUGGCUUCCCCGAGGAUCGGAACAUGGUUCUCAGUCACUCCAACAACUUCAUCAACAAUAUCAUGCUUGUGAUCCAUUUUGAGAUGGUGGGCUUUGCGAUCAACCUUGACACAGCCCGGAAACUACGAGAAACACUUUUCCUACGCAGGGUUCUGGACAGCCCCCAUGUGAAUCAAGCUGACUACUUGGCUGGACAACGAAGGCAAGCUGAGCUGGAGCAGCAGAACUCUCACACGCGACCACUGAAGUUUGGCAAGUUGGAUGCCCCUUGCCCUGACGAAAUCCAGCUGGAGCACGUAUUGCAAGCUCGAGAAGAUGAACGCUCAGGCAAGAACGACUGGAUGACCGCCACAGCAUCCCUGGCCGCCCUGGCUGUCAAGAAAGAUCGGGUUCCCGCAGACCUCAGAACCUUGGUAGACAAUAGUUGGACGGUUGAACGUGAGAUGCACACUUUGGAGAAGAUAAGUUAUCUUACCCUGAAUACGCAGGGUAUGGCAAUGCUUGAUCGACAUUUCUCGGAGAUGGCUCGCAUCAGUGGUGAUGAUUGUGCGGAAGCGGAUCCCGAGGCAGUGGCUGAGCUGGACAUGGAUCUGAUAGACACCGCGCCAGGCUGGGACAGUCCCAAGGCACUUGCCAGAGGAAACUCCUCAAACUUGAACUUUGACUUCGAGGAUGAAUUUGAAGAUGCGGUUCCACUCUCGCCAAUCACGCCUACUGGUACUAUGAGGAGUGGGGAUGAGGAUGCAAUGUCGAUGUCUUUUUCCGAAGGAAAGAAAGCCGUUCGGAUGCGCCGGGCACGUAUGGCUGGGCAUUUGACUCUUAUGCAGAAGAGGGCCAAUGAGAAAAGGGAAGAAGAAGCAAAGAUGAAGCGGCAAAGGCAGCAGCUUCUUGAGCAGAAACUAAAAACGGAGGCUCUGCCAGACCGAUUCUGCGUAACCGAACUGAACACGACCUGGGUGUCACCUGGCAUGCUGAGUUUGCACGCGGGAGCUGAAGACAGAGAUGUGAUGCGCAUGGCACGAACCUCUGCUUUCGCCCUGAAGAUGGCGCCCAAGAAUCCUCGCCUGGUUGGCCCCAUCUCUUUGAGGCAUCGGCGAGGAGUUUCCAAAGAGGAUCAAGGAACCCUACCAGGGCAAGGAGACCCUCUGGAGCGUGGCAGUUCCAAUCCUCGAAGCCCUUUGGCAAGGGGAGGGGAGACGCUGACGUUGGAGCCACCGUGGAACCUAAGCAACAAGGUUGUUUACAACCGCGUGGAAGUGGCAACCAAAGCCAGUCAGAGCCACUCCUUCGCAAUGUACACCAAAGAGUACGAUGUCUUCACGGGUGACCUGAAGCAACGCUUUGAUGAAACGCGGCUCCGAAAUGAAGAGGACGCCUAUUUGAAGAGGAUGAGAUCAAUGGUUGGAGGCAGCAAAAUGAAAAAGCUCUUAUACCCAGGAGGUGACCUGGGACGCCGUUCCAAAUCCUCUCCAGGGCUCCAUGGGCUUCGAUCCGGCUGA
Molecule: messenger RNA, 2060 nt
Organism: Cladocopium goreaui
Lineage: Eukaryota; Dinophyceae; Suessiales; Symbiodiniaceae
Source: the annotation of a GenBank genome assembly